Hydra vulgaris (swiftwater hydra) is the source of this 2000-nucleotide messenger RNA. RefSeq lists its product as uncharacterized. Gene Ontology annotation, biological process: L-arabinose metabolic process. Gene Ontology annotation, molecular function: alpha-L-arabinofuranosidase activity. NCBI's taxonomy places the organism in Eukaryota, Metazoa, Cnidaria, Hydrozoa, Anthoathecata, Hydridae. The record is from RefSeq and is a predicted model, not a curated record.
UGUAUAUAAUUACAAACACUUUCAUUAUCAUUAAAAUGAAUUUAAACAUUUUUAAAGGAUAAAACUAUCGAAUGCUAAUUUAGUAACACGUUUUUGAAUUAUAGAUUUUUAAAUUUCAAAUAUAGCCUAAAACAUAGCCUAAAAAAUGGUAAACUAUUAUCAUGUUUUAAAAACUAUUUGCAUUUUGAUUUGUUGCAAGAAACUUAAAGGAGAUAUCUUUUACUAUAUUGAGCCUUAUGGACUUCCAAAUUGUUAUUUUUACAUUCCUAUUGGUUCAAUACAAGUCACUUAUAAUUGCAGUGAAGGACACAAAUUUCUGCUGGUGCCUGGAGUAAAUGGGAAUCCAGGCACAGUCUCUUUUAAAUCAGCAGUUUACAGUGAUAGAUACCUUCGACAUUAUAGUUUUAUAUUUUAUCUUCAAACUUUAUUUGAAUCAAAUAGUGGUCCCGAUGAUCGUUCAUUCUAUAUUCAAAAUAGUACAUUUGAUUCAUAUUUUUUAAUACAGUCAACAAACUUUCCUAAUUGGUUUCUUUGGCGCAAUGGUUUUCAAUUUCAAUUAAUACAAGACAUGACAUUAGCUCCAGAGUCAAGAUUUACUUUUUUUGUUUGUGAUUUAAACGUAAAAACGAUUCGUCGGUUAACCAGAUAUUCGGUCGUUGUGGUAAUUGAUGCAUCAGUUCAUAUCCAAAAUGUAUCAAAAAGUUUUGUAGUUAAGUAUGGAAAAAAUAGCGAUUUCAAGUUAUACAAUGUUUCUGGAAAUUCAGUUAAUAUUGACUUGUUGCAUAACUACACAAUUCAUACGUUUACCGCUGGUGCGAAAAAUGAGUUUGGUAUGUAUGUGUUUGGAAAUACAUCUGACUAUCAAAUUGAUGAAAACAGCACUCAUAUCGAUGGUUGCAUUCAUGGCUUAGUUAAUAGAAAUAUGCUCAACUUAUCGUUUGAGUUAAUUGGGUAUGGUUACAAUAUCACAGUAGAAUAUUUCUUUCCACCUUUUGUUACCUUUAUGUUUGAAAGUGUUCCAUACGGAUUUAUUAAGACUACUUCUAACCAUUAUAAAUAUAUUUUUUAUGGAUACUUUGAAACAAUAGAUGUAAUUACACACAACAUUACACUGAAACUGCAUAAAACCAAAUGCGGAUUACCAAUUGAAAUUCCUGCAAGACUAACUUUUCAAAACAACAUGGGUGUGUUAAAAACGAUAACAAUGUCAAGCAAAAAUAAUGUUCCUUGUUUUGAUAUACCACCAAUUAUACAAAGAGAUCAAAACGCACUACCAGAAUACUAUGGUAGAGGAAUUUAUGUAGAUACUGAAAGUUCACAUAUUUAUUUGUGCAUGAAUCAACAUGUUGAGAGCAAGAAAACUGCAUGCUAUUACUCAAACAAAAUUGGUAACAUGUGGACAGACAUGGAUGUUCGUGUGGGAGCCGUCAUAGGACAUCAUUCACAAACCAAAGAGCUUUAUGCGAUCAAUCGUAAUCAGAAAACAUACUUAUAUUUUGAUCUUUUUUACAAAAAAUGGUUAGCAAUAUCCAAUUUACAAUUUAAUAAAACAGCUUUGAAAAAUUUAAACACUAAUAAAACCGUUAACUUAGAGGGAGAUGAAGAAAAAAUACUUUACAAUGGAUUAAAUCAAUGGAUGGGAAACGUUGAAGGAUUGUUUUAUCGUAAUGAGUCAUCAGGCACCUGGCUGUUAAAAGCUAAAUGGAAACGUUGAUGGAUUGUUUUAUCGUAAUGAGUCAUCAGGCACCUGGCUGUUAAAAGCUAAAUGGUUUUUAUAGACUUAUCGAUACAAUCUUUGUUAUAUAUGUACCAAUGUUUAAAAUUACUUACUAUGAUGGUUUCAGACGAUAAGUUUGAAUUAUGUGCUUUAUAUAACGAUGUUUAAUUUUAUACUUAAAUUGAUAUUUUUGAGGUAAAGAGAAAUAUUUGUGUUGAGCUUUAAACACGGUUUCGAAAAAGAUUAUUUUCAUAUUUUGCCAAUAUGCUCUGAAGUUUAGUUU